GAUUGUAUACACCUGUGUCCAUGGAGGGGAUUGGAACACACCUGAAUCACAUGAUAUGGAGGGGAUUGGAACACCUGAAUCACAUGAUAUGGAGGGGAUUGGAACACCUGAAUCACAUGAUUGGGAGGGAAUUGGAACACCUGAAUCACAUGAUAUGGAGGGGAUUGGAACACCUGAAUCACAUGAUAUGGAGGGGAUUGGAACACCUGAAUCACAUGAUAUGGAGGGGAUUGGAACACCUGAAUCACAUGAUAUGGAGGGGAUUGGAACACCUGAAUCACAUGAUAUGGAGGGAAUUUUAACACCUGAAUCACAUGAUAGGGAGGGGAUUGGAGCACCUGAGUCACAUGAUUGGGAGGGCGGGGCCAAAUCUCGGGGCCAUAUACUGUGU
Messenger RNA from Staurois parvus, 391 nucleotides. The record is from the annotation of a GenBank genome assembly. NCBI's taxonomy places the organism in Eukaryota, Metazoa, Chordata, Amphibia, Anura, Ranidae.